CGAGAGUGAGAGAGCUUUACAGCGUCGGGGCGCGCGCAAGAGGGGUUGUAAAGGGGGUGUGGGGGGAACUGUCGGUGUUACCCAGAGUCCACUGCGCGGCUUCACUAAGCUAAGGAGUCAAGGAGGCCUUUUUCAGUCGCCUCUCCUUGCCGCGCGCCAUGUCUGAGAGUGGCGAGAGCCCCCCUGGGGCCCAGAACCCCAACGAGACUCCCGCCGCAGCCGCGUCGGCCUCGUCCUCCGAGCCACGAAUCAUCAAAGUCACUGUGAAGACCCCCAAGGAGAAGGAGGAGUUCGCGGUGCCGGAGACGAGCAGCAUCCGGCAGUUUAAGGAAGAAAUCUCCAAGCGUUUUAAGGCCCACACUGACCAACUUGUGUUGAUAUUCGCUGGAAAAAUCUUAAAAGAUCAAGAUACAUUAACCCAGCAUGGGAUCCAUGAUGGACUUACUGUUCACCUUGUCAUCAAAACGCAAAACAGAUCACAUGAUAAUUCAGCUCAGCAAACAAAUACUGCAGGAAGUACUACUACUACAUCAACAUCUACCAGUAGUACCUCUACAAGUUCAACAACCAGCAGUCCUUUUGGUUUGGGUGGUAUUGGAGGACUUGCAAGUCUGAGUAGUCUGGGACUGAAUACUUCAAACUUCUCAGAACUUCAGAGUCAAAUGCAGCGACAACUAAUGUCCAAUCCAGAAAUGAUGGUUCAGAUCAUGGAGAAUCCUUUUGUUCAAAGCAUGCUUUCAAAUCCAGACCUAAUGAGACAGUUAAUUAUGGCUAAUCCUCAAAUGCAACAGUUGAUACAACGCAAUCCAGAGAUCAGUCAUAUGCUUAAUAAUCCGGAUAUAAUGAGACAGACUCUAGAGCUUGCUAGAAACCCUGCAAUGAUGCAAGAAAUGAUGAGAAACCAGGACCGUGCCUUGAGCAACCUUGAAAGUAUACCUGGUGGUUACAAUGCUUUGCGACGCAUGUAUACAGAUAUACAGGAACCAAUGCUGAAUGCAGCACAAGAGCAGUUUGGAGGCAACCCAUUUGCUUCCCUUGUAAGCAAUUCAACAUCAGGUGGGGACAGCCAGCCAUCUCGCACAGAAAAUAGAGACCCUUUACCAAAUCCUUGGGCUCCUCAGUCCAGCACACAGAGUUCCCCAAGCACUGGCAGCAGCAGUGGAGACAGUGGAAGAGGCAGUAAUGUUGAAAAUAGUAGCACUGGAAGCACGGGACAGAGCUCAGCAAUGCCAAACUUGGGACCUGGUCUUGGAGCUGGUAUGUUCAACACCCCUGGAAUGCAGAGCUUGUUGCAGCAAAUAACAGAAAAUCCACAGCUGAUGCAGAACAUGUUGUCUGCUCCCUACAUGAGAAGCAUGAUGCAGUCAUUGAGCCAGAAUCCUGAUCUUGCAGCGCAGAUGAUGCUGAAUAACCCUUUGUUUGCUGGAAAUCCUCAGCUUCAAGAGCAGAUGAGACAACAAAUUCCAACUUUCCUUCAACAAAUGCAGAACCCUGAUACACUAUCUGCCAUGUCAAAUCCUAGAGCUAUGCAGGCUUUGCUUCAAAUUCAGCAGGGUUUGCAGACUCUAGCAACAGAGGCACCUGGGCUUAUCCCUGGAUUUAAUACUGGUAUAGCUGGAUUAGGAAGCACUGGCAUUCCUACUGGCAUUCCUACUGGCAUUCCUACUGGGACAACAGUGCCCACUUCCGUCCCCAGUGAAAAUGCAAGUCCAGCAUCAGGAACUGGUGAAACUGGACACCAGCAGUUUGUUCAGCAGAUGUUGCAGGCACUUGCUGGAGCAAACACUCAGCAACUACAAAAUCCAGAAGUCAGAUUUCAGCAGCAACUGGAGCAACUCAGUGCAAUGGGCUUUUUGAACCGUGAAGCAAACUUGCAAGCUCUAAUAGCAACAGGAGGUGAUAUCAAUGCAGCCAUUGAAAGGCUACUGGGUUCCCAGCCAUCAUAGCAGCAUUUCUGAAACUUGAAAAAUGUAAUUUAUUUUUGAUAACAGCUCUUAAAUCUUUAAAAUACCAGCUUUAUUUCAUUCUGACUUUCAGGAAUUGUCUUGUUCUAACUAAACCCAGUCUGAUGCAUUAAGGUGGAGUGCAGUAGUUUUCUUCGAACAGUGGGAAUCAAUGCUUUUACACUUGGUUGUUGCAUGCAUCAAACACUUCAUUCUGCAUUGUGAUUUUUUUUUAAAAGGAAAUCUGCUUCCACAGUUGGAUGACCAGGUUUUAUCUGACCUUCAGCUGUCCAAUUUAGUUGCUUCUUAAACAUUAGCCUUUGAUAGUAAUUUAUGUAGAAUACAAAUUAAAGAGGAAAACUAAUUGAAGCUAUGAUUUGUGGGUACAUAUUGCUUAUUGUGACUUGGCAUGUCUUUCUUGCUAGCAAAAUGCUGUAAGAUUUAUACCAUUUGACUUAGUUACAACUCUUUCUUUUAUUUCUACGAAGGAUAUAUACAUGGAACAGAUUUUUCCCACGCUACUUCUUCAUUGCAGUAGCAUAAAAAUGUGCAUUUUAAAACCAGACUAAAUGAAAUAUGCCAGACAUCAGGGUAGCAGAAUCUUACAGCAUCUUUAGCAAGCAUCUCUGCAGAAGUGCUUUGGCAAAUUCUUUUAAAAUACUAGGAUCUGAUUGUUGAUCUGAUCUUGACAUCUUAACUGUACAGAAACCUGCAUUGUAACAUUGUCUCAAUAUUCACAAAGAUUGAUUGUAAAUUACCUUCAUCUUUGUGCUGAUUGAAGGAGCACAGCUGUUUGCUCCAAAAUUGCUUUUGCCUAAAGGUCUUUGGCUUUAUCCCCUUGAGAUUCUAACUUGCAUUAUGAUUUGUAAUUGGAAGCAUACUUUCACUGACACUGUCAUGUGAUACUCUAAUUACUUUUAACCACCAUGUAAAAAUACUGUAUAUCUUUUGGGUUUUUAUUGGUAGUUAUUUCUCUUGUGCACAGGUAAUAAAUGAAUUAAACUUCUUUGUGAGCAA
This is a messenger RNA of Eublepharis macularius, 2960 nucleotides long. RefSeq names its product ubiquilin 1 (gene UBQLN1). Gene Ontology annotation, molecular function: polyubiquitin modification-dependent protein binding. Gene Ontology annotation, cellular component: cytosol. NCBI's taxonomy places the organism in Eukaryota, Metazoa, Chordata, Lepidosauria, Squamata, Eublepharidae. Bases 159 to 1946 code for a protein of 595 amino acids. Gene Ontology annotation, biological process: ubiquitin-dependent protein catabolic process. The record is from RefSeq and is a predicted model, not a curated record. The transcript is spliced from 11 exons.